Molecule: messenger RNA, 1431 nt
Organism: Rotaria sordida
Lineage: Eukaryota; Metazoa; Rotifera; Eurotatoria; Philodinida; Philodinidae
Source: the annotation of a GenBank genome assembly
AUGUUAAAUACUGAACGACAAUCAAUACGUUCGCCAACUACAUCACAAGUUGAUUCAUAUGGUAAUGGAUCCGUAUCAAGAACAAAUGGUCGUCCUUACCAACUACGUUCAUCAACUAUUGAUGAACAUGAAAGAGAAGAUAAUGAGUAUGAUCCAACAUUAGACGAUAUCGAUGAACAAGAAAGAACUUAUCGACCACCUCCACGUAAUGAAGAUCCAUAUAUAUCUGCAUUAAAAUUUCGUUUUCCACAUCGACCUAAAAGUGAUUAUGUUUAUUCAAGACCAGCUGGUCCUUCAAAUUCAUCAGUACCACCACCAGCACCACCAGCACCACCGCUUCCAUCUACUACUCAACCAACGGUAACAACAACAACAACACCAAGAACUGGACCUUAUCAAUCAACAUUAAGACCUACUCAUGGUAGUACUAAUGUAUCAGAUGGAUCUGAUGAUAAAACAUUUUCAAGACCAAAUUUACGUCGUGUCAAUCCAGAUCAACAAAAUACUUAUGCACGACGUAUUGGUAGUGAAAUGACACCACAAACUUCUUCAUCGAAACCAAUAAGUUCAAAUGGUACAAAUGUUCGAAUUACUGAACCAACUAUCGACAUAAAUCAACCUACUAUAUCAACAUAUACACAUCCAUCAGGAAUACCAAGAACACAAGAAAGUAUAUUUGAAACAGUUCAUUCACAUGAUGGACCAAUAUCUUAUUUGGGAACUAAUACUUUUUCACAAUUUGAACAAUGUUUACGUGAAUGUUUAGAACGUGAACGACGUCGAACAGGUAUUGCAAGUCAUAUUACACGACAUGAGAUUCCACCAUCCGCACCACCACCCGCACCAUCAUUCGCACCAUCAUUCGUACCACCACCCGCACCAUCAUUCGCACCACCACCCGCACCAUCAUUCGCACCACCACCCGCACCAUCAUUCGCACCACCACCCGUAUCACAACCGAAUACUUCUGUACAUGAUUAUGGUUAUGACCCUGUUGUAACAUCAUCAUCAUCAUCAUUACCUCGUCAGGAAUUCUAUCCACGUAGUAGUAGUCCUUAUUUAAGUGAUUAUACUUCAAAAUCUGUUCCAACAUUUUUACUUGAUGAUAUUCGUCAUAUUAAUGUUGCACUUUCUAGAAGUGGUAUUUCACUAUUUCCCUAUGAACGAUGCUGUUUUGAAUCACAUCGUUAUCCAACAUCAGUAUCAUUACCUAGUACAACUAUUCAAAGUAGUUAUCCAACUGAACGACGUAUUAUUGGUGAAGUUGUAUCAGCAUGUCGACUUGUUGAAGAAGAUACACCAUUAUUAUAUAAUGGACAUAGAAAUCAAGCUGUACAAAAUGUUUGGAAUGCAUUACAACGUCAUCAACCAUUUUCACAUAUUAAUUCUUCAAGGUCAAAUGUAUAUCCGAAAGGACCAUAUGAUAUUUAA